AGGGGUGGAAAGGGUUCCUUGACAUCUUAAUGACACCGCGUGUCGCGUGCGGGCGAGCGAGCGAGUGGCCGUGUGUUUCGAAGCGCGCGGGAGGACGCGGGCAAUUCCUGCGAACGUCGCGUUGCUACGCCGCCGUCGUGGGGCCGCGUCCCGAAACGACGGACACCAUCGCCACGCCGCUUGCACUCAAAGCGGCACCCAUGGCCGCAAAAGUGGACGACGUUGGUCGAUUUGAACCGCGACGCGACUUCGUUGCACAGGACGAGAUAUGGAAACGUCACGUUCAUGCUGAAGUGGAAGCGGCAAAGAGGUGGCCGAAGACGUGGGGCUUUCUGACUGCCUCUCCGCAGGAGCUGCUUAAAUAUGAAAUCCUCCGUGUGGAGAGUAAGUCGAGAGAUGAAAUUCCAGGUGACGACCAUGCGACUCCUGCCACUCCAUCCAAAUCAGCAGAGCAGCAGCGGCAGCAGCAACGGGAGGUGGUGGACGCCGCCCCCGUGGGUCUACCACGCACCUCGCAGGGAGUCAUCGGCUGGCAGUUGGAUGGGCCAGGGCCGCCCCUCGACCACUACGGCCCCCGCGCCCGCGGGAAACGCGACCUCUGCAAGAUGCUCAAGUGGCCGCGGGAGGGCUUCGAUUAGCCACGUGCACGCGGGCAAGUGGCUCGCACGAGGCCAACGCAUGUCGAGCAAAAGCUGAGCCGCCCCGAGUAUCAGAAUAUUUAUUUAUCCCGGGGGAAUCCGAUGAGCUAAAGCACUCUUUUUCACAGAUGUCCAGUAGUCCAGUAGUUUUCACAAAUCCGAAUAAACACAAGUAACUAAAUAACAGAAACAAGGCAAUUCAUCUAACCAGUGUCUGUCUUAACUGCAGCUCUGUUCACUUAUUUCACUAAAGCUCUAUUUUGUUGUCUCUAUUUCUUGUUGUUGGAAGGGCGACUGGCCUCCAACUGCCCAGUAGCGGCGUUCUUCAUGAGCUUCCUCUAAAGAUUUCCCAGUGGCACACGCAUCAAGCUUCCUGUACUGGUGGUCAGGGUGCUGGGGUAAAUCGGACGCGUGCCUCUUAUCAACCAACAUUCAGUUAAAGCUGAGUUGUUUUUAUUGUCUAUAAUCGAUAAUAAUCGUUCGACGAAUCGAUUAGUGAGAAAAGUAAUAGAUUACUGGGGAAGCUCGUUAUAUAAUCGAAGCAAAUGCCCAUCCAUAGCGCCGGCUUCUUCUCUUCACGAUUAUCAGCAGAGAGGUGUAGCCAACUGAAUAGACCCUGGGAGAAUUAAUCAAUCUUAUCAGCUAACCUCUUCAUAAAGAUGUGUUAAGUACGAAGUGAAUGUUUUUAUUUGAGUGUCUUAUUGCCCUCAUCUGCUAUGCAAAAUCUGUGGAGGAACAUUUUUGAGAUUUUUUGACAAUAUUAUUGCAGUGCAGCGUGCAUUUUGAGAUUUCAAUACAGAUUCAUGAAUUAGCUAUCGUGUCACUUUGCAACUCGUUCGUGUUUUUCCUUGGGUUAUUUUCCCUUUCGGAGGUGUAACGAUGCAUUGUCGGCUCAUACAUUAACAUUGGUCCUGCGCUUACAAUAAACGAUGGAUUGCAGGUGUACAAAUUCAUCUUUGUAUUCGUAUAUGUGAUACAGCGUGGGCUCACAUGAGUCCUGUGGCAGCGAGACGCCGUUACAUUUACUUUCUUGUGAGAAAGAAUUUGUUCUCAACUGAAACUGCGAUUACAGAUGAUGACAAUUUAUCGAAUUGCCGCGGUGAAGAGGGUAGCGGUGUGGUGAAGCGUUACAACUCGACCUUAACAUGCUCAUGGAAAUGGUACGUUUGGCAAUUGUGGAUAUCAAGAAUGUGGAUGCCACCUUUGCAAAUGAUCUCAUAUCUUCUUCUUGGUUCUUUCGGUA
Molecule: messenger RNA, 1881 nt
Organism: Lethenteron reissneri (Far Eastern brook lamprey)
Lineage: Eukaryota; Metazoa; Chordata; Hyperoartia; Petromyzontiformes; Petromyzontidae
Gene: CIMIP1
Product: ciliary microtubule inner protein 1
Source: RefSeq, a predicted model, not a curated record